AUGAGCACGCUAUCGAGUCCAAAGGCCUCGGAGCCACGACGGAAGCGUUCUCGCGCGGAGUCCGACUGUACCAUGCAGUCAGAGGAUGCAUUCAGCCGGGACGGGCGGUUCUGGUACGACGACGGGAACAUCAUCAUCAUCGCUCAAGGUAUCGGGUUUCGCGUGUUCAAGGGCCUGCUCGCCGCAGAAUCCGAUGUAUUUCGCGACAUGUUCACUCUCGCCAAACCUGCUCCGGAUCUCUCGCGGGAACUGGUCCCGGACGACUGUCCCGUUGUCCACGUCACGGAUACCGCGGCCGAAAUUCGUUCGCUCCUGGCAAUGCUUUUGGGUGGUAGACAGUACAUGCGACGCGUCAAGUUCGAAUUUGACGAUGUUGCGAAUUGCAUGCGUCUCGCGCACAAAUACGGCAUUCAGGACUUGGUCGAGGAUUCACUGGAGGAACUGAAGCGAUAUUUUCCGGAGGAUUUUGAAUCCUGGGAGAAGAGCCUCGUCUGUGAUCAACUCACAAAGGCUAUCACCGCCGUGAACUUGGCACGUCUCACCAAUAGUCUGUCGAUCCUCCCCGCUGCUCUAUACCGCUGCUGUCUAUUGUCGGGCAAACAACUUUUGGAAGGAAGGGUGUACAUGGGUGCUCUUGUGGACGCAUUGAGCUCCGAGGAUCUUGCGCGGUGCAUCGAUGGAACGGCAAAGCUCUGCACGCUCAACGUUCGAUCUGCACAGGAGCUUUUCGCUCCCCUCGAGAAUGCGGACUGUGUAGUCUCCGGUGGUCGGUGCAAUGCGUCUAUUGCCACUAUACGGUCAGAAUGGGUUGAAGGCAUUCGGCGGGGUAGCUGUGAUGUCCUUGAUUCCUGGGGUCAGAUCAUCUGCAGUUAUGAUCGGAAAAAGAAACCAAAACCGACCUCGCCUCUUUGCGGAUCAUGUAUCUCCCUACUCAAGCACAGAGACGUGGAGAUACGCAAGAGGGUUUGGUCAAACCUACCGGAGAUACUGGAAUUGAAGGAGAGUGUCGAGGAAGCGAUGCCUCAGGAUGAUACCUGA
Fomitopsis serialis is the source of this 1038-nucleotide messenger RNA. RefSeq lists its product as uncharacterized. NCBI's taxonomy places the organism in Eukaryota, Fungi, Basidiomycota, Agaricomycetes, Polyporales, Fomitopsidaceae. The record is from RefSeq and is a predicted model, not a curated record. Gene Ontology annotation, molecular function: protein binding. Bases 1 to 1038 code for a protein of 345 amino acids. The transcript is spliced from 2 exons.